GUCAAUAAAUUGAGUUUUUGAUGACAGUUGUUUCGAUUUGUUCAUAGUAUCAACACUUUCCUAGAAAUCGUCAUUAUUUUAAGUUAUUUAACUACAAAAAUUUGUUACAAUGUCUUCUCCACCCGGUUGCACCUAGUGGCCAUGUACGACAGCACAUGCGGCGCGGCUGCCACCGGGCAAUGUGGAAAGUCCCAGCGCGAGUGCGAGGGCUUGCCUUCGCGCGAGCCCCCGCCUGCACCACUCGAACGAGAUUAUAGUGGAUUCGACAUAGUAAAAGCCACACAGUACGGUGCUUUCGGUCGUGUCAAAGAACUUGUAGAGGCAGGCUGGGAUGUCAAUCAGCCGGACCAUGAAACUGUUACAUUGCUGCACUGGGCGGCGAUUAACAACCGCCGAGAAAUCAUUGAAUAUCUUCUAUCGAAGGGUGCAAUCGUAGAUGCGGUCGGCGGUGAAUUGCAAUCGACGCCCCUGCACUGGGCAACUCGACAAGGCCACUUGGAGGCGACCGUGCUGUUGGUGCGAGCAGGCGCCGACCCGACGCUACGCGACGCGGAAGGCUGCGCCUGCCUGCACCUGGCGGCACAGUUCGGGCACACGGCGGUGGUGGCGUACCUAGUAGCGCGCGGGGUCGACCCUGACGCGCCUGAUGCCGGCGGUAUGACGCCGCUCAUGUGGGCCGCCUGGAAGGUGUCCGCCGUCGAUCCCACGCGCCUGCUGCUCACACUUGGUGCAUCCACAUCUCCAGUGGAUCGUUCGCAUGGGAACACUGCACUGCAUUGGGCGAUACUGGCUCGGAACACAACUGCUAUUUCUACUCUUGUACUAUAUGGCAACGCGAGCCUGGACGUUCCCAACCUGCGCGGCGCCACUCCCGCCGCCAUGCUGCAGGCGGGCGACUGUCUCUGGCUGGGCUCCAAAGUGGCAGACAGGGUCCGAGAGCACGCACUGCUCACCACCAGGAGAAGCAUCUUCCGCAGGUUAACGUACGAAAAGAAGUUCAGAUGGUGGUGCGUGGUGGCGAUGCCGUUCAUGGCGUUCUACGUCACCGGCCUGGUCUUGGAGAUCGACACUCUCUACAUGUUUAAGAUGUUCCUUCUCGUCUGUUUCUAUGCAGUGCUACAUUUCCUCGGCAAUGCACUUUUCGACGAUGAACUAAAGAAUAUAUUCCCCUUGAGCGUUUACUUAGCUACAAAGGUCUGGUUCUACAUAACGUGGGCGGCGGUGAUCGCGCCGGCGGUGGGCGCGCCGGCCACGCUCGCCUUCCUGCUGUGCUCCGCCGCGCUCUGGUACACCUUCCUGCGCUCGUGGCGCAGCGACCCCGGCGUCAUCACCGCCACCAAGACGGAUAAGUUCCGAACGAUCAUCGAGCUGUCGGAGGGCAGCGGCGGCGGGUUCGAGCCGGCGCGCUUCUGCUCGGCGUGCCUGGUGCGCCGCCCGCUGCGCUCCAAGCACUGCUCCGUCUGCAACCGCUGCGUCGCCAAGUUCGACCACCACUGCCCAUGGGUGGGCAACUGCAUCGGGGCCAACAACCACCGCUACUUCCUCGGCUUCCUGGCCUCGCUGCUGGUGAUGUGCGCGUGGAUGGUGUGGGGCGGCGUGCAGGCGGUGCGCGCGCAAUGCGCGCUGGCGCCGGGCGCGCGCGCGCUGCUGGACGCGCUGCGCUGCAACGCCUGGCUCAGCUGGGUCAUGCUCAACGCGCUCUUCCACCUCUUCUGGGUGGCCGUGCUCACCGGUUGCCAGCUCUAUCUGGUGGUGUGCCUCGGCAUGACGACCAACGAGCAGCUGAACCGCGGCCGCUACCGGCACUUUCAGGCGCGCGGCGGUCGCUCGCCUUUCACACGCGGACCGCUCAACAACUGCGCCGACCUGCUGGGAGUGCGGCUGUGCGGGCUGGCCGCGCCGCGCGACACCGACUGGGCCGCCGCCGGCCUCGACGACGAGCCCGACACCGACACCGACACAGAGCCUAUGCUGCGACACGCGCCGCAUGCACACCACCUCGUCUGAGCCCUCCGCUAGGCCGA
Molecule: messenger RNA, 2024 nt
Organism: Papilio machaon (common yellow swallowtail)
Lineage: Eukaryota; Metazoa; Arthropoda; Insecta; Lepidoptera; Papilionidae
Gene: Hip14
Product: palmitoyltransferase Hip14
Exons: 6
Coding region: 142-2007 (621 amino acids)
Biological process (GO): protein palmitoylation
Cellular component (GO): Golgi membrane
Molecular function (GO): palmitoyltransferase activity; protein binding
Source: RefSeq, a predicted model, not a curated record